AUGAGCCGUUUCAGCGACGAGGACAAGACUCUGCUCUAUAUUAUCAAAACUACCGCCGAUGACCUAAGAAUAGGCUCUUGGAACCACUACACGACCAUUUUCAACCAGUUUGCCUCACGCCAUCGGACCCAAGAUGGGCUGACUGCUGCGUAUCGCGGUCUUAAUAAGAGCACGAUGGAAGCUAGAGCCCGUGAUACGGCAUGGGACGAAACAAGAGAGCAGGUGCGGAAUGAACUGAUUAAAGAGAAGGAGCGCAAGCCCCUAAAAAACCUAAUAUCCCGCUUUCAUCGAUUAGACAGUGAAGACAGUACAGAGGUGGCAUGCCCGGUUCCUAGGCAGGCGCUGUCGCUGCCUUUGUACGAGUGGAGCGGUGCGAACGCAUUCGCAGACCUUGGUGGUUACACACCCUCCCUCCCACAACAGAGCGGGCUAUCUAAGGAGCAAGUCUGGAGAGUAGAGAAGUGUGUUUCGGAUGAUAUGCUGUGGCCUGCAUCAGCUAUAGAGUAUUCUUUCGCUAGCAGUACUACAACUGGAAUCAACGUCGACGACCAACCCACGUAUGGAAACGACGGCUCAGCCAUGUACGACGUGGAGGGUUGGGCUGGGUGUGGAGCAGACACUUCCUCUGUAUAUGGAACUGCCGGAUUAGCCAUUUAUGAAGGCAGUGGCCUAGCCACGUAUAGCGAGAGCUCGUACCCGUGUGGAGAUGGCUCGACCACGUAUACAACUGGCGCAAACAUGUACGGGGCCGGCUCACACAUGUACGGGACCGGCUCACACAUGUACGGGGCUGGCUCAACUACACAUGGAGAUGGCUCAACUACGUAUACAACUGGCGCAAACAUGUACGGGGCCGGCUCACACAUGUACGGGGCUGGCUCACACAUGUAUGGGGCUGGCUCAACUACACAUGGAGAUGGCUUAACUACGUAUACAACUGGCGCAAACAUGUACGGAACUAGCACAGCAUACAUGAACGAAGCAGGAAGCUCAGACAUGUUUGCAACAGACAGUAUAGCUAAGACCACGAUUAGAAGUGGGCCAAGCCCCUUACUCAACACAGCCAUUAAGAGCUACGACGCGACAGUACCUACGUCUACAAUAACGACGGCACCUAUAACUACGCUAGACGACCAAAGUCACUAUAUGCCCAACAGCUCUGUUGCAGACAUGCCUAUCUGCACAGAAGGCAGCUCAGUCGACUACGAACCAAUGCUGAUAGAUUCUUCAAGUCAGUCGUCGUCGUUCACGCAGGCAGUGCCCAUCCCUACACACACCCAAGAGUCUGAUGCAGGAUCGGCAAGUAUCACGAGCACAGUCACUUCAGAGGAAACGGAUGGCCUAAUGUCACCAGAACAACUGUCUUCGUUGCUAGAGUGGAGUAGACCCUUCUUUGCUAUAUAA
This is a messenger RNA of Exserohilum turcica Et28A, 1404 nucleotides long. RefSeq lists its product as uncharacterized. NCBI's taxonomy places the organism in Eukaryota, Fungi, Ascomycota, Dothideomycetes, Pleosporales, Pleosporaceae. The transcript is spliced from 2 exons. The record is from RefSeq and is a predicted model, not a curated record. Bases 1 to 1404 code for a protein of 467 amino acids.